Messenger RNA from Zygosaccharomyces rouxii, 636 nucleotides. RefSeq lists its product as uncharacterized. The record is from RefSeq and is a predicted model, not a curated record. The transcript has a single exon. Lineage: Eukaryota; Fungi; Ascomycota; Saccharomycetes; Saccharomycetales; Saccharomycetaceae. The coding region runs from base 1 to 636 and encodes 211 amino acids. Gene Ontology annotation, cellular component: outer membrane.
AUGUCUGCUGACGAUUUCUAUAACAGAGGCGGUGACGAAGGCUACAACGGUGGCUACAACGGUGGCUACAACGGUGGCUACAGCGGCGAAGGUGAUUUCAACGCUAAUAACGAAAACGGUGGCGGUGAAAGAGGAUUAUUCCACCACAACAAGGAAGGCGGUGAACACCAUCACCAUUUUAUGAGUGAAUUGAUUGGUGGUGUCGCAGGUGCAUACGGUGGAUCAAAGGUCAGCCCUAACCAUGCUAAACUAGGUGGUGUCAUUGGUGCCAUUGGUGGUGCAUGGGCCGGUAAAGAAGCCGGUGAAGGCAUUGAAGAACACCGUGAACACAAGCAUGAGAGACGUGAAGAAGGAUGGGAAGGACGUGAAGAUAGACCUGAAAACAGAUAUGAAAACAGACAUGAAAACAGACACGAAAACAAGCAUGAAAGACGCGAGGAGAGACGUGAGGAAAGACGUGAUGAUUUCGGUGGCGGCGGCUACGGCGGCGGCUACGGUGGCGGCGACAACUUUGGUGGUAGUAAUAACUACGGCGGUGGCGGCUACGGCGGUGGCAAUAGCUACGGCGGUGGUGAAAACUACGGCGGUGGUAACAACUACGGUGGUGGUGAAAACUACGGUGGUGGCAGAUGGUAA